AAUAGAAUAAUAUUAAUUGAGAUUCCAAGCAAUAGUUGGAAUUAUUGUUUCAUGGAGUUCGGUUCAUGAUGGGGCUGUUUAAGAAAACAGUGACCGCAGGUUCAAUCGUGUUGUGCGCGUUUUUGUUAUUGAGGAGAAUCGAGAAGGAUGAUGUGGUGUUAUCAUCAAUUGAAGAAAGUGGUUUCAAGGGGGAGCUCCACCACACUAUCACAGAAGAUGGAUAUAUUUUAGGCCUCCACAGAAUACUGAGGCGUGCAAAUAACACAUCGAAACCUAAAGGACGUUACCCAGUACUUUUAGUUCACGGAUUGGAAUCUUCUGCUGUUGAUUGGAUAAAUCACCAUGGAACAGACUCAUUACCUUAUUUGUUGCUUAACGAAGGCUACGACGUUUGGCUUGGAAAUGUCAGAGGAACACAGGCUUCUCUCAAUCAUACAUCCAUCGAUCAUCGUGUGGAUCCAAGUAGAUUUUGGGAUUCAAGUGUCCACGAAAUCGGUUUCUACGAUCUUCCUGCCAUGGUGGACUACAUUAUUAACACAACUAAUAGUCAAAAACUUUUUUAUGUCGGCAUAUCUCAGGGAGAAGCAACUUUUCUCAUUAUGGCCUCAACACGUCCAGAAUAUAACAGUAAAAUACAGCUUGCUUCGCUAACAUCACCAAGUUCUCAUCUUAAACACUCUGACAAUGUAGUUUUGAAAACACUAGGGGCUUAUUGGCCGGUUCUUCAGUUGGGAGCAGAAACUGUGGGAUUAUACACAGUUCCUGGGAGAGAUAUGGUCGGAUCAUUUUGCCAGUAUAAUAUUUUAUGGCCAAUAUGCGAUGUAAUCAUUAUUCCUUUCCUUGGAUAUUCGAACCCGGAUCAAUCGUUGAACGCCAACAAAUUAUUCACGGUUUAUCCAGUGAGAUCCGCUUUCAAGCAGCUGUUACAUUACUUACAAAUGUACAAAUCAGGAAUAUUCAGACGAUUUGAUUAUGGAAAAGAAGGAAAUUUGAGAAUCUACGGCGAAGAAGAACCUCCAAGAUAUGACAUGCAGAAGAUUAUUUCUCCAGUUGCAUAUUUUUGGGGAGAAAAUGAUUGCUGGUCGAGGCCGAAGGAUAUGGAAGACAUUGAGAGGAAGUUACCGAAUAUGGUUCUCAGUUAUCGAGUACCUCAUAAAGCUUUCAAUCAUUAUGAUGUGCUAGUAGCUAAAGACGUGAAAGAGUUGGUUUAUUAUAAAAUAAUUGAAACGAUUAAUAGGUUCAACAAAACCUAGCACCAGAUUGGGAAAAUAAAAAAAAGGGAACCUGGAUAUAAUGUGGUACCUGAGAAAAGACUGGUGUAACCUUAAUAGAUGUGGUAAAUAUAUGGCUUACUCUAAGCCUAUAGAGGCUGAAAUAUAAUUUUCUGUAUGACGGUUAGCGAUAAAAUAAAUAUACUUACCUACUGGACAAGUAAGGGAAAAUUUCAUGUGAUUUUUUGCCAAAAAUGAGAAUCUGCCAUAAUAAUAGUAACUACCUAUGUAAACACUAUGUAAAAUAUUGAAAUAAAUUUUAUAAAAAAUGCAAAAUAA
Molecule: messenger RNA, 1550 nt
Organism: Coccinella septempunctata (seven-spotted ladybird)
Lineage: Eukaryota; Metazoa; Arthropoda; Insecta; Coleoptera; Coccinellidae
Product: lipase 1-like
Exons: 7
Coding region: 66-1253 (395 amino acids)
Molecular function (GO): hydrolase activity, acting on ester bonds
Source: RefSeq, a predicted model, not a curated record